Antechinus flavipes (yellow-footed antechinus) is the source of this 1598-nucleotide messenger RNA. RefSeq names its product Y-box binding protein 2 (gene YBX2). Bases 16 to 1227 code for a protein of 403 amino acids. Gene Ontology annotation, cellular component: nucleus. Gene Ontology annotation, molecular function: nucleic acid binding. Gene Ontology annotation, biological process: regulation of gene expression. The transcript has 10 exons. Lineage: Eukaryota; Metazoa; Chordata; Mammalia; Dasyuromorphia; Dasyuridae. The record is from RefSeq and is a predicted model, not a curated record.
ACCGGACCCGGCGGGAUGAGCGAGGCGGAGACGGCGGCAGCUGCCCCGGCGGUGGAUGCGGCGGGGGUCGGGGUGGUGUCGCCCGGGGGUGACCUGCAGAAAUCCGGCGUUGGCGGUGGUGGGAUGGGAGGGGGAGUGGGAGCCGCCCCCGCCCCGCCCCCCGCCGGGAUCCCCGCAGCUCCGGGCCCCGCAGCCCCAGGCGCCCCGACGACUGCAGCCCCGGGGACCCCCGCACCCCCCGCCCGGAGCCAGGCGGACAAACCGGUGCUGGCAACCCAAGUUCUGGGCACUGUCAAAUGGUUCAACGUCCGAAAUGGUUAUGGAUUCAUCAACAGGAAUGACACCAAGGAGGAUGUCUUUGUCCACCAGACAGCCAUUAAAAGAAACAACCCUCGGAAGUUUCUGCGCAGUGUUGGGGAUGGGGAAACAGUGGAGUUUGAUGUCGUGGAAGGAGAGAAGGGUGCAGAAGCUGCUAAUGUGACUGGUCCAGGGGGGGUACCAGUGAAGGGCAGUCGCUAUGCUCCCAACCGACGCCGUUUUCGUAGAUUUAUUCCCCGGCCACGCCCUGCUGCACCCCCACCCCUGGUGGCAGAGGCCCCUACAGGGGUAGCAGAGCCAGGUAGUGAAGGGGAACGUGCUGAGGAUCCUAGUCAGCGACCUCGACGACGACGCCCACCCCCCUUCUUUUACCGACGACGUUUUGUCAGGGGCCCUAGGCCCUCCAACCAGCAGCAGCCUAUGGAGGGAACAGAUGGGGUAGAGCCCAAAGACCCAGCCCCCUUAGAAGGGGAUCAGCAGCAGGGAGAUGAACGGGCACCUCCACCCAGAUUCCGACCCAGAUAUCGAAGGCCUUUCCGUCCUCGGCCUCCACAGCAGCCCACCACAGAAGGUGGUGAUGGAGAGACCAAACCCAGCCAGGGUCCCACAGAUGGCUCCAGGCCUGAGCCCCAGCGCCCAAGAAAUCGGCCUUACUUUCAACGUAGGAGGCAACAGCCUCCGGGUCCCCGGCAGACUGCAGCCCCUGAGGCUGAUAACAAAGAGCCAGUACCCCCGGGCCCACCCCCAGCAGGUGCCCCUACCCAUCAGGAGACCCCAGUGGAGGCAGUCAAGCCCAUCCCACCUCCUGCGGACACACCUUCCCAGCCCCGCUUGGAGCCACAGCACCAGCUUGUGGAUACCUCAACCCCUAUAACCAGUGGGGACUCCCCUACCACCUUACUGGAGUGAUUCCAACUAGGGGGACAACUAGAGCAGCUAUCUGGUAUCUGCCGACUUUUUCCAACUGCUCCUUCCCUGUCUCCCUCCCCCCCUCCAAAAAAAUCCAUGACAUUGAAACAGCGGCCUUCACCCUGUCCCCUCCUUCCCAGGACCCAGGAGGGUAGAACAACUUUUUAAUUUGGUUCAAACCCCCCACCCCCACCCCCAAGGGUGGAAGGAAGGGAGUACAUCCUUUGUCCACUGGAGCCAGAUCUCCCUUCCCCCCCACCCCAGUUUAUUUUUUGGGUCUUCUCCCUCCCCCUCCCCAAACUCUGAAGCCAUUUGGUGAAAUGUCAUGUGCCACCUGAGCCUCCAGUAAAAAAAAAAAAAUUUGCACAGCU